GUGAAGCUGUAGAAGGUCUUCGGGAGAGCGAUUAUCUUCUGAUUCAUUCAUGUCGGCAGUGGACAACAAUUACAGCUCACAGUCUGGAGGAAGGUCACUACGUCAUAGGGCCAAAGAUAGAAAUCCCUGUGCAUUAUGCAGGGCAGUUUAAGCUGCUGGAACAAGAUCGAGAUAUUAAGGAGCCAGUACAGUAUUUUAACAGUGUGGAGGAGGUGGCUAAAGCAUUUCCUGAACGAGUUUACGUCAUGGAGGAAAUAACAUUCAACGUUAAGGUGGCUUCAGGUGAAUGCAAUGAAGACACUGAAGUUUACAACAUUACGCUUAGUACUGGGGAUGAGCUCACUUUAAUGGGGCAAGCAGAAAUCCUUUAUGCAAAAUCUUCUAAGGAGAAAUCACGACUCAACACCAUCUUCAAAAAAAUUGGCAAACUAAAUUCCAUUAGUAAGCUAGGCAGAGGCAAAAUGCCCUGCCUCAUCUGCAUGAACCACAGGACCAACGAGAGCAUCAGUCUCCCUUUCCAGUGUAAGGGCAAGUUUAGCACCCGCAGCCCACUGGAGGUGCAGAUGCAAGAAGGUGAGCACACAAUUCGCAAUAUAGUAGAAAAAACCAGGCUGCCCGUGAACGUGACUGUGCCGAGCCCCACACCAAGAAACCCUUAUGACCUGCAUUUUAUCCGUGAAGGGCACAGGUACAAGUUUGUCAACAUUCAAACCAAGACUGUGGUUGUUUGUUGUGUGCUCCGUGGAAACAAAAUUAUUCCCAUGCAUUUUCCCUUGCACUUGACACUUCCAAAAUUUAUUCUACCUGACAGUCUGGUAAAGGGGGAGAUGUGGCACGAAUCCCUCAUCCAGCAUUGGUUUAAUAUAUGCCAGGAACAGUUUGACAUAGACGAGUAUUCCCGUGCUGUGCGAGAUGUGAAAACUGACUGGAACGAAGACUGCAAGAGCCCAAAGAAGAGCCGAUGCACAGGGCACAGCCACGUGCCGAACUCCCUCAGCUAUGCGCGGGACGAGCUUACACAGUCCUUCCACCGGCUCUCGGUGUGUGUCUAUGGAAACAACUUGCAUGGGAAUAGUGAGGUGAACCUGCAUGGCUGCAGGGACUUGUGCAAUGAGUGGGCCCUGUUCUCUCAUGAUGCUCUUCAGUACCAGGAGUCUGGUGACAGCGGCAGCGAUUACCUUUUUCCCGAAGUUAGCGAAGAAUCGAUGUUUCUGCCAACAAAACCGGAACUUCCUUAUGAAGAACUCUGGUUGGACCAGGGGUCUGGAAAGGGUGGUGAACAGCCUCUCUCUUGCUCACUAAGUGAGAAGAACAAAUGUGACAAUUACAGAGGGUCUUUCCGAUCAAAGUGUGGUACUGCAUCUCUUCCUGUGCCUGCAACUGUUGGAGCAACCACAAAAUCUUCAGAUGUUUCCCUACCUCCACCUCCAGUGCCUCCAAAAUCAGAAGCAGUGAAAGAGGAAUGCAGACUCCUGAACGCUCCCCCGGUCCCACCACGCAGUUCCAAGCCAUCCUCCACCAGUCCUUCCAUCCCUCCUCGUACAGCCAAGCCUGCGCGACAGCAGACACGCUCUCCCAGCCCUACUCUGUCCUACUACUCUUCAGGACUGCACAACAUCAGUGUCACAGAGAAUGACAACACCAAUCCAACUGAGAGCACACCUGUUUCCUGCUACCCUUGUAACAUGAUGAAAACCGAAUCCAAAGAACCCGAGAGCACGAUGCCUUUGGGAAGCCCCUCAGCUGAAGCUCUGCCUUCGAGGUUAUCUUGGCCAAACCAUUUUUCAGGAACUGCAGAAGGCCUGAAUAGGAGUGAUUUCCUGCUCGAUCCAAGCAGGAGCUACAGUUACCCCAGACAGAAGACUCCAGGUACGCCAAAGAGAAACUGUCCAGCACCUUUGACUUUUGACUUCGAUGGGUGUGAGCUCCCAGCAGGGUACUCCCCGCUGACUCCAGCAGAGUUCACAAACACCAUCUCUAGCUGUCCAAAGUCAGCAAGUUACUCUCUAGACUGCACUGAUGAAAAAACUCUGGGAGUCAGCAACACAAAGCAGAGCCAUUCCUGUCCUGCCUUACCUCCUCGGGCACCGAAGUCAAGUGACGAUAAAACAGUUACAGACAUGUGUCCCUUGCCACUGAAAAUAGAUGGUGCUGAGGAGGAGUCAAAAACUGGCUCUCCAGACCUCUUGGAAGAUCAGUAUCUCGUUAAAAAGGGCAUGCAGGAUACGUUCUCUGUGUCUUAUCCUUUCUCAUCUCCCCUCCACCUCCAAUUAGCACCAAGAUCUUGUGGGGAUGGCUCUCCCUGGCAGCCACCCACGGACCUUUCUGGACUCUCGAUAGAGGAAGUGUCUAAGUCAUUGAGGUUUAUUGGCCUGUCAGAAGAUGUCAUAUCAUUUUUUGUUACGGAGAAGAUUGAUGGCAAUUUACUGGUUCAGCUUACAGAAGAAAUCCUAUCAGAAGACUUCAAGCUAAGCAAAUUGCAGGUUAAGAAAAUACUGCAGUUCAUUAAUGGCUGGCGGCCCAAGAUGUGA
Molecule: messenger RNA, 2531 nt
Organism: Acanthisitta chloris (rifleman)
Lineage: Eukaryota; Metazoa; Chordata; Aves; Passeriformes; Acanthisittidae
Gene: GAREM1
Product: GRB2 associated, regulator of MAPK1
Exons: 5
Biological process (GO): epidermal growth factor receptor signaling pathway; cellular response to epidermal growth factor stimulus
Molecular function (GO): proline-rich region binding
Source: RefSeq, a predicted model, not a curated record